This is a messenger RNA of Sphenostylis stenocarpa, 1101 nucleotides long. Lineage: Eukaryota; Viridiplantae; Streptophyta; Magnoliopsida; Fabales; Fabaceae. The record is from the annotation of a GenBank genome assembly.
AUGGCUACUCCCUCGCUCUGCUUCGUCUUCAGUCUCCUUUUUUUCUCCGCCACCGUAGCACCCGCCGAACGGAUCGAUCGUGAAGAUGACCUUCUGAUCCGUCAAGUGGUGUCGGACGCGGAUGACCACCUGCUUAACUCUGAGCACCACUUCUCCGUCUUCAAGAGCAAGUUCGCCAAGACCUACGCCACGCAGGAGGAGCACGACUACCGCUUCAGCGUCUUCAAGAACAACUUACUCCGAGCGAAGUCGCACCAGAAGCUGGACCCCUCCGCCGUCCACGGCGUCACAAGGUUUUCCGAUCUCACACCGGCGGAGUUCCGCCGCCAGUUUCUGGGCCUGAGGCCGCUCCGUCUUCCCUCCGAUGCUCAGAAGGCUCCGAUUCUGCCGACCAACGACCUCCCUAGCGAUUUCGAUUGGCGCGACCAUGGAGCCGUAACUGGCGUCAAGAAUCAAGGUUCGUGCGGAUCGUGUUGGUCGUUUAGCGCCGUGGGAGCGUUGGAAGGUGCUCAUUUUCUUUCGACCGGUGAGCUCGUGAGCCUUAGCGAACAACAACUCGUGGAUUGUGAUCACGAGUGUGAUCCGGAAGAGCGUGGAGCAUGUGACUCUGGUUGUAACGGUGGGUUGAUGACCACCGCAUUUGAGUACUCACUCAAGGCUGGUGGAGUAAUGCGAGAAAAGGAUUAUCCUUACACUGGAAGAGACCGUGGACCCUGCAAAUUUGACAAGAGCAAAAUCGCUGCUUCUGUAGCUAAUUUCAGCGUGGUUUCCCUGAACGAAGAACAAAUUGCUGCUAAUCUGGUGAAGAAUGGUCCUCUUGCAGUUGGUAUCAAUGCAGUUUUUAUGCAGACAUAUAUUGGUGGCGUCUCAUGCCCAUACAUCUGUGGCAAGCAUUUGGAUCAUGGAGUUCUUCUGGUGGGCUAUGGUGCUGGUGCUUAUGCACCAAUUCGGUUCAAGGAAAAGCCUUACUGGAUCAUAAAGAAUUCAUGGGGGGAGAACUGGGGAGAAAACGGAUAUUACAAGAUCUGCAGAGGUCACAAUGUAUGUGGGGUGGACUCUAUGGUCUCAACUGUAGCUGCGGUACAUAUUUCUAACCAUUAA